AUGAACACAGACAUCACAGCAUCCACAAAACCAGAGUACCCAGUAAUCGAUCGCAACCCUCCAUUCACCACCGUCGUCGGAAACUUCAACACCCUCGAUUAUCUCCGUUUCGUUACCAUCACCGGUGUUUCCGUCACCGUCGGCUAUCUCUCCGGGAUUAAGCCUGGAAUCAGAGGACCUUCAAUGGUAACCGGUGGAUUGAUUGGUGUCAUGGGUGGAUUCAUGUAUGCUUACCAGAAUUCUGCUGGGAGAAUUAUGGGUUUCUUUCCCAAUGACGGUGAGGUUGCCCGUUAUAACAAGAAAUGA
Molecule: messenger RNA, 306 nt
Organism: Lathyrus sativus (Indian pea)
Lineage: Eukaryota; Viridiplantae; Streptophyta; Magnoliopsida; Fabales; Fabaceae
Source: the annotation of a GenBank genome assembly